This is a messenger RNA of Humulus lupulus (European hop), 1230 nucleotides long. RefSeq names its product protein CDI-like. The transcript has a single exon. The coding region runs from base 144 to 896 and encodes 250 amino acids. The record is from RefSeq and is a predicted model, not a curated record. NCBI's taxonomy places the organism in Eukaryota, Viridiplantae, Streptophyta, Magnoliopsida, Rosales, Cannabaceae.
UCCAAAAUUAUCAAAAAAACCGCGUCUUUAUGAGCUUUGUCUCUCUUAUAAAUUAGAUUUCCAAUUCCAUUCCCACCACCGCUCAUUCGAUCCUCUCUCUCUCAGAUCUCAAUUCCCAGAUCUGAUCCGAUCCAAUCCAAUCAAUGGGUUCUCAGUCUCAUCCCACGCCAUUCAAGAUCUUCGUCGGCUACGAUCCCCGCGAAGACAUUGCUUACCAGGUAUGUCGCCACUCGAUCUUGAAGCACUCUUCAAUCCCCGUCGAAAUCAUCCCCAUAGUCCAGUCCGAUCUGAGGAAGAAAGCCCUGUAUUGGCGCGAAAGAAACCCGCUCGAGAGCACCGAGUUCUCCUUCACUCGCUUCUUGACUCCCUCUCUCGCCGACUACCAAGGCUGGGCCAUGUUCGUCGAUUGCGAUUUCCUCUACCUUUCCGACAUUAAAGAGCUCGCCGACUUGGUCGACGAAAAGUACGCCAUUAUGUGCGUUCAGCACGACUACACCCCCAAGGAGACCACCAAGAUGGACGGGGCUGUCCAGACCGUUUAUCCCAGAAAGAACUGGUCUUCCAUGGUUUUGUACAACUGCGGUCAUCCCAAGAAUCGCAUUCUCACCCCUGACCUCGUCAAUACCCAGACGGGUGCUUUCCUCCACAGGUUUCAGUGGCUCGAAGAUGAGGAAAUUGGGUCGGUUCCCUUUGUUUGGAACUUUCUGGAGGGGCAUAACAAGGUGGUGGAAGGUGAUUCCGCUACUUACCCGAAAGCCAUACAUUAUACUCGGGGAGGGCCAUGGUUCGAGGCAUGGAAGCACUGUGAGUUUGCUGAUCUUUGGUUGAAUGAAAUGGAUGAAUACUUGAAGAAGGAGAAGAGGAAGGAGCCAAUCGAAGCCAUCACCCAAGUUUAGAUUUUGAUUGAUUAUUUGAUUAAACUGGAUUCAUUUCAUAUUGUGUAUUGUAUUUAUUACUUCUAAAUUGAUUGUGUUCACAAUGGAGACUGGAAGAAAGUAGGUCGGCCUCACUCACAUCCCUCUCUGUUAUUUGGAGUAGUUAUUAUUAGGGGUAGCAGCACUUUCGUAUAUCUAAUUAUGGAAUCUAUCAUUGUUUAUCAUUGUUUUGCUGUACAAGCACUAUCCCUGUUGCGACUUGUAUAGUUAUGUUGAUCUGAAUGAUGAAAAUAAAAAUAGCAUCAUACUUUGAUCUCCAUUAGAGAAUGAUAUAAAUCUUUGCUUCUAUUGGUUA